Messenger RNA from Vicia faba (fava bean), 1755 nucleotides. The record is from the annotation of a GenBank genome assembly. NCBI's taxonomy places the organism in Eukaryota, Viridiplantae, Streptophyta, Magnoliopsida, Fabales, Fabaceae.
AUGGCUAAUUCAGCUGAACCGUCAUCAUCUUUGAGUUUUACAUCAUCUUUAUCGAAUGCAUCAAUUAGUCACAACUCGAAUGGCAAUGAUCAUGCUCGUAACCUGGAGGUUAUCAGUUUGAGUAAGCUUAGUUCUAAUUUGGAACAGCUGUUGAUUGAUCCUGAAUAUGAUUAUGGUGAUGCGGACAUCAUUGUUGAGGGAGUUUUGGUUAGAGUUCAUCGGUGUAUUUUAGGUUCUAGGAGUAAGUUUUUCCAUGAGCUAUUUAAGAGAGGUAAAGAAAAAGGAUUGGCAAAGAGUGAAGGAAAAUUGAAGUAUUGCUUGAGUGAUUUGUUGCCUUUUGGCAAAGUUGGACAUGAAGCUUUUCUCAUAUUACUUAACUAUGUAUAUACCGGUAAACUCAAACCCUCUCCAAUGGAGGUUUCUACAUGUGUUGAUAAUGUGUGUGCUCAUGAUGCAUGUGGACCUGCAAUUAACUUUGCUGUGGAGUUGAUGUACGCCUCUUCCAUUUUUCAAAUGCGGGAGUUGGUUUCACUUUUUCAGCGACGGCUUCUUAACUUUGUAGGGAAGGCUCUUGUCGAAGACGUCAUUUCAAUCCUUAUGGUUGCUUUCCAUUGUCAAUUGAAUCAACUCGUCGCUCAAUGUGUUGACAGGGUGGCACGAUCAGACCUUGACCAGAUCUCAAUUGAGAAAGCGCUUCCUCACGAGCUCUCCGAAAAAGUUAAAUUGUUCCGCCGUGAUCUUCAGAAGGAUGGUGAAGACGAUGCUCCCGUAGUGGACGCUUUGUCUCUAAAACGAAUCACUAGAAUACACAAGGCAUUGGACUCAGACGACGUCGAGCUUGUUAAACUUCUUUUGAAUGAGUCAGACAUUUCUUUAGAUGAAGCCGGUGCUCUCCACUAUGCAGCAGCCUACUGUGACCCUAAGGUUGUUCCCGAAGUGCUUGGAUUAGGUCUAGCUAAUGUCAAUCUUCGAAAUUCUCGAGGGUACACAGUGCUUCACGUUGCUGCCAUGCGUAAGGAGCCUUCCAUUAUAGUAUCACUUCUUACUAAAGGGGCUUGCGUGUCGGAUUUGACUUUCGAUGGUCAGAGUGCUGUUAGUAUUUGUAGGAGGUUGACAAGACCGAAGGAUUAUCUCACAAAAACAGAACAAGGGAAAGAAACAAACAAAGACCGGAUAUGCAUUGAUGUUCUUGAAAGAGAAAUGCGAAGGAAUCCUUUGGCUGGAGAUACCUCUGUGUCUUCCCAAACAAUGGCUGAUGAUCUCCACAUGAAGCUUCUGUACCUUGAGAACCGCGUGGCAUUUGCAAGACUGUUCUUCCCCUUGGAAGCCAAACUAGCCAUGGACAUUGCUCGUGCAGAGACAACAUCCGAGUUUGCUGGUCUUUCGGCGGGAAAAGGUUCAAAUGGAAACUUAAGGGAGGUUGACCUCAAUGAGACUCCCAUAAUGCAAAACAAAAGACUUAUUUCUAGGAUGGAAGCACUAAUGAAAACAGUGGAAAUGGGGCGGCGCUACUUUCCUCAUUGCUCAGAAGUGCUCGAUAAAUUCAUGGAGGAUGACUUACCUGAUCUGUUUUACCUUGAGAAGGGCACUCAAGAAGAGCAAAGAAUCAAGAGGACGCGAUUCGUGGAGCUUAAAGAUGAUGUCAACAACGCUUUUAGCAAGGACAAGGCUGAGUUUAGUCGCUCCGGGAUUUCAUCUUCAUCAUCCUCAUCAUCUCUUAGAGAUUCUGUAUAUUACAAGGCUAGAAAAAUAUGA